Molecule: messenger RNA, 2325 nt
Organism: Fomitopsis serialis
Lineage: Eukaryota; Fungi; Basidiomycota; Agaricomycetes; Polyporales; Fomitopsidaceae
Product: OPT oligopeptide transporter
Exons: 10
Coding region: 1-2325 (774 amino acids)
Biological process (GO): transmembrane transport
Molecular function (GO): oligopeptide transmembrane transporter activity
Source: RefSeq, a predicted model, not a curated record
AUGGCCACAGUCGAGCGCAAGCUGUCCGACUCCUCUAUGUCCGACGAGAAGUCCAUCGCCAACGAGAAGGGUCCUCUCGACCUUCCCGUCCUCGAUGCCGGCGUGGAUGUCGACCCCAACGCCGUUGGUGAUGUAUCGGAGGACGUCCGUGCAAUCGACCUCGACGAGUCCGGCAAGGAGCGUCCCAUCGAGACAGGGGAGGACUAUGCCCUCCGUCUUGUCUCUCUCGACGAUGAUCCCACCUUGCCCAUCCUGACCUUCCGCACCUGGUUCCUCGGUCUCGGCCUUGCCUGCUUCGCCGCUGUCCUCGGCGAACUCUUCUACUUCCGUCCCCAGACCGUCCAGGUAUCCGGUCUCUUCCUCCAGGUUCUCGCCUUCAUCCUCGGUCGCGGGCUCGAGGCCGUACUCCCCGGGCCCAACCACGCCAUCGACAAGAUGCGCACCCCCGACAAUCGCUUCUGGCGCUUCAUCAACCCCGGAGGCUUCAAUAUCAAGGAGCACGUCGCCAUCAGCAUCAUGUCGACCACCGCCUCGGACCAGGCCAUCGCUAUCUCCGUCUUUGCCGCCCAAGACCUCUACUAUAACGUCUCGGUCGGCCCCGCCAUCGGCAUCUUCACGUUGAUCACGUCCCAGCUGAUCGGAUACGGUCUGACGGGACUCGCGCGAGACUACCUAGUCUACCCGACAUGGGCCGUCUAUCCGUUCCUCAUGCCCCAGGUCCAGCUCUUUGAUGCCAUGCACCGCGGCCAGGGCGCCUUCCUCCAGAAGAAGCGCCGCGUCUUCUUCUGGAGCGUCCUCAUUGCCAUCUUCGUCUGGGAGUGGUUCCCGGAGUACAUCGCACCGACGCUCACGGGUAUCUCGAUCUUCUGCCUGGCGGAUCGGAAGAGCCCCUGGGUCACUCGCAUCUUUGGCGGCGCUGCCGGGAAUGAGGGCCUGGGUCUCUUCGCCCUUUCGCUCGACUGGAAUUACAUCGGGUCUGGCGGCUCCGCGAUCGGCUCACUGUUCACCCCUCUCGCGACGCAGCUCUCGAUCUACUCUGGCGUCGUCGUCUGCAUCAUUGCGUUCUGCGCCUGCUACGCGCGCAAUGUGUGGCACGCCCAGAAUUUCCCGUUCCUGUCGCAGCUGCUGUUCUACCAGAACGGCACAGAGUACGAUCAGCUGUCGAUCCUGAACGCCGAUUUUACGCUCAACAACACCUUGCUCGAGGAGCAGGGCCUGCCCUACUACGCCGCCUCGCAGACGCUUUACCAGCUCUCGCGCACGGCGUACAUCGGCACCGCGGUGACGCACUUCUUCAUCUGGCACUUCAAGGACGUCUGGGAGGUCGUGCGGAACGUGCGCACGCAUGAGUGCCAGGACGUGCACUAUCAGAAGAUGAAGGUCUACAAGGAGGCCCCCCUCUGGUGGUUCGGGGCCCUCUUCUGCGUCACGUUCGGAGUGGGCCUCGGCCUCUGCUACGCCGCGGACUCGGGCCUCCCCUGGUGGGGCUUCAUCGUCGCGCUCAUCUUCUCGGCUGCGUUCGUGCCGAUCUUGGGCACGCUCUAUGCGACGGUAGGGUACCAGCCGAGCUUGCAGUUCUUGAUCCAGAUGGUGGGCGGUGCGAUGAUCCCGGGCAAGCCCGUCGCGAACAUGUUCUUCACGCUCUACGGCUACCAGACGUACCAGCUGACGCUGAACAUGCUGCGCGACCUCAAGCUCGGGCAGUACACGAAGCUCCCGCCGCGGGUGACGUUCCUGAUGCAGACCAUCGGCGGGAUCGUCGGGGGCAUCCUCAACUACGUGAUCAUGAAGUCCGUCAUCGCCGGGAACCGCGAGAUCCUGCUGGACGUGCAGGGCACGAACGUGUGGUCCGGGCAGCAGGUGCAGUCGUACAACUCGGCGGCGAUCACGUGGGGCGCGCUCGCGAAGCCGCUGUACGCGCCGGGCGCGCGGUACGGGUUCAUCCCGUGGAUGCUGAUCGCGGGGCUCGCGCUGCCGAUCCCGUUCUACAUCGCGCACCGGCUGUGGCCCAAGGCGGGGUUCAACUUCGUGUUCACGCCCGUCGUGAUCGCGGAGCUCGGGUACCUGUCGGUGGGCAUCAACUCGUCGUGGAUGACGUCGCUCGCGGUCGCGGUGUUCUCGCAGUGGUACCUGCGCAAGUACCGCCCGCGCUGGUUCCGCAAGUACAACUUCCUGCUCUCGGCCGCGCUCGACGGCGGCACGCAGAUCAUGGUGUUCGUGUACUCGUUCGCCGUCGGCGGCGCGUCGGGCAAGGCCGUCCCGUUCCCGAACUGGGGGCUGAACCCGACGGGCAACCCCGACUACUGUAUGCGGCUCGGGGAUUAG